Molecule: messenger RNA, 2267 nt
Organism: Misgurnus anguillicaudatus (oriental weatherfish)
Lineage: Eukaryota; Metazoa; Chordata; Actinopteri; Cypriniformes; Cobitidae
Source: RefSeq, a predicted model, not a curated record
AUGGAUGAAAACAAUCUGAAAGGCAGAGGAGAAAGAGUACAGGAUGAUGAAGAGGUGGUGGAUAAGGAAGAAGAGUAUGAGGAAGAGUGUGUGUUACUCCAAAGGACUGAUCUUAUUUUAAUGAAGAUGGAUAAACUCAUUCUUUUCAUUUUUUUGUUACAAGGUGUUUGGUGUGAAGAUUGGCCCAUCAGUCUGCCAAAGAAGAUUGAAGCUUUGAGAGGAUCCUGUGUGACCAUAAACUGCACAUUUACUAUUAAUAACAUAUAUGACAAAGAUCUCUCUGACAGUGCUGCAGGAAUGUGGUAUAAAGGUGACCAUACAAACAUCAACAAUAUUGUGUUUAACUCCAGAAACCCCAAUCAUUCUUUUAAAGGGGAAAUAAUUGGAAAAUUACAAAACAAGGACUGUACUACCAUCUUUUAUGACAUUACUUCAAAUCAUGGAGGUAAAUUUUACUUCAGGAUUGAGGGUAAUGAUCCACUGAAAAGUACCUUUACACAAAACUCGGUUUCAAUAGAUGUGAUCGACUCUCCCCCCAAACCCACAGUGCAGAUGUUUAAGGAUCAGAUGAAGGUUAAGGUUCAUGAGGAGGUGUUAGAGGGGAGCUCUAUGUGUCUGCGCUGCUCUGCUAAGACUCUCUGCUCCUCUUCUCCACCAACUCUCACAUGGAGCUCCACUGACAGACUCCACCUCAAUGAGAACAGCAGACUACAGCUGGAUCAACAGAAUCAAACUGAGAUCAUCUCUGAUCUGAACUUCACUGCUACUCACCUUCAACAUGGAGUCACUUUCAUCUGCACUAUAACCUACCAGCUACAGCAGAGGAACACAACAGCACAGAGCUACAUCACAUUAUGUGUUCAGUAUGCACCGAAAAUCUCUCUCUUCAGCUGUAACAGAACUGAUGUAACUGUGUGUUUGUGUGAGGCUCAUGGGAAUCCCUCUCCUAAAGUGGAGUGGUUUCUAUCUGGACGUCCUGUCAGUAACUUUACAAACACAUCCAUCAUUGAGGAGCGAUUGAACAGCACAGACUUGAGGAGCUUCAUUUCUCUCCAUCAGUCACUUACACACACAGACACUCUGCAGUGCGUCAUCAUCAACACUCACGGCAAUGCCAGUCAUCAGAUUGAACAGUUUUACUGUUCUCAUGAGACAACAGGUUUCAGUCUUUUCUCUGUGCUGAUCGGAGCUGCUAUUGGAGCGUCAAUAAUAAUAAUCUUGUGUGUCAUCACCUAUCUCUGUAAACGAAAAGAAAACAGAAAAUCCUUAAAGACAAAACAGGAAGACAUCUCUGGACUUAAUCUGUCAGACAGGGAGAAUGAAGAACCUGUUUAUGCCAAUAAAUCUAAAGAAACUUCACUGAAUUACCCACAAUCCCUUCAUUAUUCCUCUAUUGACUUCACAAACACCCUAAUAGAGUCAGAAGAGAUCAGGGGCGUCUCCUCACUUACUGCUGUCUAUGCUGAUGUCCGACAUUAUUCAGGACAAGAAGAAGAAAAGAGUUCUGUGGGAAGCGUUGAACCUCUGACCAACAGCAACAUCUCAACAGUUGAGAUAGCAGACAGUGAAACAAGAGAUCUAGAUUUUAACAUCAGCACAGACACUGAGCAAGAUCAGUCAAGGAAAACAGAUUUGCAGUCAGAUGAAGUUUCUGAUCUUUAUGCUCAAGUUAAACGCACACAAAGAAUUAAAAACUAGCUAAUUUUCAAAAAAAUUGACAUUUUAUGCUAUGAAUUUUUUUUAUUUUUUAACAGUCAAGAUUUUAAAAGAUAUUCCUACAGAGACUUUAAAAUAUAAAUUAAGGCAUCAAAGCAGUGUCAUGUUUUCUUUAUGUUUGGUCCUUGAGUGCAGCAAUUGUGUACAAUGUUAAACAAAACAAUCAAUUGUGAAGGAUUGUUGUGUCAUUAACUUAUAAUACAGUAUUAAUCAUAGAUUAAAAUUAAUAAAUUUGCUUUACAUAUAUUUUUGUAUGUGUAUAAUAUUUGUCAUAGUUUAAUUUUAUUCUUUAAUCUAUUUUUGAGUUAUUUUAUUGUUUUUUAUUGUUGUUUUGUGUGCUCUAUGAUUGUGUGGAUUUAUAAUAUGCAUAUAAAAGUUAAGAAGUUUAUUUCCUCAUACUGUACCUUUAAUAACGUCGUUUGACCAGUAGAGGGCAGCUUUAUGCAUUUAGUGACGAGUCGUUUGCUUCCUUGAUGCACUAAAGUAAACAGUCACCCACCGUCAUAGGGAAAAUGUAUAAUAAAUGUUUUCAAAAUGAACAUUACAACUAA